UGCGUCUGCGUGCGUCUUUGCCUUUAAGGACCUGCGACAUUUUUCCCCCAUACGAACAUCCAGUUGUCUACCACAGAUAAUCUUGGUGUUGUAGACACUUAGGUUUCAGAAAAGAAUGCGCUGAUGGUUUCUUUUAACUGAUCUCGAUGUUUAUGGUGUAAUUUGCGUCGGCCGAACACAAACGUCGAAGGGGCGCGAGAGGACGACACCGCGCUCGAGAGCAUCGCGUGGAGGAGGGGACGAAGACACAAGAGGGGGUGUUCACUCAAAAUAUACUAUCCCUUUAAAACAAGGGGGACACGGCGGUGGGGGAGAGAUAGCGGGGCAGAGAAGACGGGAUAAAAAAAGAAAAGGAAGAAAGAGCGAGGGUGGGAGGGUGAGAGUAUUGCAGGGAAAAAAAGGAAAAAAUGUCAUCCUCUCGAUUGAAAUGCCGAGGCGGAGCUAUGGACGAGGACCGGUGAACCGCUCGCUAGACACGAAUGAGAUUUGACGCAACGCCGAGGCUCGCGCAGACGCCGCUCGGGCCUGGAUGGAGAAUCUUAUAAUAAAAAAAUGAUGGAAAUAUUUUUACCAACGCCAUGCUACCGCUGAGAGCAAAUGAAACAUUAAACUGCCAUUAUAAUUGUAUGAUCUUUGCAUGAAUUAUUGCACAUCGGUCUAAUUAAUAAGAAAACAUAAAAAUGCAGAAAUUCAUUUUAUAAAAUUUUAAGCAUGGUUACUGUUAUGUGGCAAUGAGGUGUUAAUAACAGGGACCGUGACUGACAGCUGUCAUUUCUUAAUGUUUUUUUGAACAUAGUGUAAAAUUGAUAUGAAUUUAUGACUAUCAGAGUAAUUUGCGUUCUUUCACUUUUUAAAUUUCAAUAACGUGUCUUUCUACAUAUGGUAGUUUUACAUUUUGAAUACAAAGCAUAUAUACAUGUGAUACAAUAGUGGAAGAAGUCGUUCAUUGUGGGGGUAAAAUCGACAAGUUUAUUUUAAACGGCAUCUGUCCUGUUCUUCACGUCAUGAUGGAUGCAGCUUGGAGCAAUUUCCUCUUUCAGACAACUCCGCCUUCACAGUCCCAAACUGACGCGACCCUCCAAUCAGAUCUUCUCCCGGAGCUCACGGAUCCUUCUCAGGACCCGCCCCCUGAGCACUUAGCCACGCCCCCAUCCACGGUGGACACAGCAGCGCUGAAUGAGGAGCCUGUACCGGUGAAGCCAGUCACGCGACCAGCCCGGCCUGCACACAUCUGCUCCAUAUGUAAUAAGCAGUUUAAGAACAGUUACAACCUGCGGCGUCACCAGUCUGUCCACACUGGAGUGAAGAUGAAGGACAGAGCCGCUAGAGAGAAAAUAGACGGAGAGAAGGCUGGAGCACGAUUGGAGAGGCAGACCAUCCCCCUUUCUCUCCUCCAACUGUCUAUACCUGCCUCCAUACCCACGGCAGUCGACCCCAUGGUCCAUCCUUCCCCAAUCUGCAAUCAGCAGGUAGAAACAGUCGCUGUAUCUAUCGCCCCGGCAACGGUUGCCAUGACAGUGAACCAGCCCCUCCCUACUGCAGUGGUGGUUACUGGGACAAUGGUGCAGGCUGGACCAAAUUGCAACAUCAAUGAUAACCUAAGUAAUCCCACCCCGAUUCAAAUAUCUAUCCCAAUAACAAACCCGUUACCCAUCAAUCCAGCUCCUAUUCCUAAUCCCAACCCCAACCCCAACCCUAACCCCAAUCCAGUCAGGAAGAACCAUGCCUGUGAGGCAUGUGGGAAGGCGUUCAGGGACGUGUACCAUCUUAACCGGCAUCGGUUGUCCCAUUCGGAUGAGAAGCCGUAUUCCUGUCCAAUCUGCCAACAGCGGUUUAAGAGAAAGGAUCGAAUGAGUUAUCAUGUUCGGUCACACCAGGGAGGAGUGGAGAAACCCUACGUGUGUCCGCACUGUGCCAAGGGCUUCUCACGGCCUGACCAUCUGAACAGUCAUGUGCGACAGGUGCACUCUACAGAAAGACCCUUCAAAUGUCCGACAUGUGAAUCCGCGUUCGCUACUAAAGACCGGUUACGAGCUCAUAUGAUCAGACACGAGGACAAGGUUCCCUGCCACAUCUGUGGCAAACUUCUCUCCCCUGCUUACAUCACAGAUCACAUGAGGGUCCACAACCAAUCACAGCAUCACAUCUGCCACCUCUGCAACCGCAGUUUCACCACUCUGACAUACCUGCGCGUCCACGCUCAGAAGCACCAUGGGCAAGAGUGGAAGGAGAGUGGGGUCGGCCGUGGCUCAGGCCCCGGCGGGGUGCUGUUAUGCCAGCUGUGUGGGGUACACUGCAAGACGCCUACUCAGCUGCAGGGUCACAUGGCCACGCACGCCAACCAAACGGACCCCAACGUUCCUUGCCCCAUCAGCAGCAGCAGCAGCAGUUCAGUGCAGACAGUGGGCACAGACACUCCUGUUUCCAGCGCUCCAGUCACAGUUGGGCUGCUGGUGACUGACUGCUCCAGCAUCGCUCCUCAGAGCCACAGCUAGCCCACAGCACACCACGAGGAGGGAGGGCGGGAUGUAUGAAGCGGGAUUAAUGGGUGGGAGGGGAGAAAAAUGUGCAAGACGAUGGGCCUAAUAUGGACAGGAUUGCCAUGGAAACCUGCCCCUCCCUCCCACCUCAAAUCUUGCUGCCACUGUGCUAGACAUGACCGACCCUCCUCAAAACAACUGUAACUUUUGAAUGAACUCAAGAAACACGAACCUGAUUCACCUUUAUGUGCAGACCGAGCAGUAAGUCUCGCUGGAUUGCGUAUUCUUUGAUCUGGUCUAAUGUAUACAGUCUAAAGGAGCCUGCGAAGAUCUGAUAGACAACUGGUUUGGGUGUUGCUAGAUUUUUCUUCUAAGUCCCAUUGGAGAGAUCAUGGGUUUUAAAUGUAGGCUGUUAUUAAGUGCUGUCCCAGUUCAUUAUUUAAAAAAAAAUCCACUGUUGAGGAAUGUAGAUCACUGAGAGGAAUCGACACAUUAUGCAUCCCAAACCAUUUCCUUAUAUUAUAAUGGCUCAUAUCUACAUGAUCUUGAAGUUUAGGAAGAGAUGCAUUUUAUAAAUGAAUUCAAGAGAUUAUUCCAUCAUAAAUGAUCUUGACAUGAAUGACAACAUUUAAGGGGAUCAAAUAUAGUGCAAUUUCCUCUCAUUUAAAUGUGGUCACAAGGACAAAAUAUUUAUUUAUAUUUGCAAUGUAAAAUAGUAUACGUGAAUACUAAAAAUGUGUCUAUUGUUCAUUGCCUCCUUUGAUAUUUUUCUCAUUGAUAUCGAUAUAUUUUCUUUUCUUUUUUUUUUGGACUCAAGACGUUAAACAAAUGUAACAAUGUUGAUUAUAUUGAAUAAGAUCUGUAACCUAUGUUUCCAAUUCUGUUUGUGUUGAUGCUAGUUUAACGCCAAUAUGUGUUGGUGUCGAUGUGCUCCUAUCCUAAUUAAUCUAUGUAUUUAAGAACAUGCACCUAAUUAUACUGAAUUUAACUA
This is a messenger RNA of Pimephales promelas (fathead minnow), 3471 nucleotides long. RefSeq names its product MYC-associated zinc finger protein a (purine-binding transcription factor) (gene maza). Lineage: Eukaryota; Metazoa; Chordata; Actinopteri; Cypriniformes; Leuciscidae. Gene Ontology annotation, biological process: regulation of gene expression. Gene Ontology annotation, cellular component: nucleus. The record is from RefSeq and is a predicted model, not a curated record.